This is a messenger RNA of Rotaria sp. Silwood2, 2037 nucleotides long. The record is from the annotation of a GenBank genome assembly. NCBI's taxonomy places the organism in Eukaryota, Metazoa, Rotifera, Eurotatoria, Philodinida, Philodinidae.
AUGCUUGCGCGAGAGUCGACAACGAGUUCAGCAACAACGAAUGGAUCUUCAACAUCAAAACCAGUUCGACGUUUUCAUCAACGUGCAUUAAUUUGGGACUUGGAAGAGACACGUGCUUUAUUAGAUUUACUUAAAGAUGAACGAAUAUUUAAAGCUAUUGAAAGUGUUCGAACACGUGAAAUCUAUCAUGAAAUUGCUGAACGUCUUAAACAAGCUGGUUUUAAUCGUGAUUGGAAUCAAAUACGUGGCCGUGUCAAAAAUUUAAAAUUUUCAUAUAAAAAAGCUCGUGCUCAACACGAAGAACAAGGACAAUCAACAUUAACUUGUCGUUUCUAUGAUGAUCUUCAUUAUUUAUUUGGUCAUAAAUAUAAAAGACAACGAAGUAAAAAACGUUCACUACAACAACAACAACAAUAUCAGCACAAAUUACAAACUAAUUUAAAAACAGAGAAUGAAGAAGGAGAAAUUGUUUCGAAUAUAAAUAAUAAUGAUCCCGAUGAUAUUACUGAUGAUGAUGAAGAGUCGAUGAAUGACGAUGAUGAACAACAAAAUUAUCUUGAUGAUGUUUCACCUGAUUAUAUUCAACGACCAGAAGAUCCAUAUCCAAUACUUCAAUCAACUCGAACAAAUUCAAAUAUAAUUUCAAAUGAAGAUACAAAUCAUACAACAAUUGAAACAAAUGAAGAACAAGAACAAUUAACAACAGAUGAAAUGGAUGUUUAUAUUAAAUCUAUGUCACCAUAUAAACAUCAAGCUUAUCUUAUUGAUGAUGUUCUUCAAUCAAUUUUUAAUAAAUUUCUUCUUGCACAACAACAAUCUGAACAACGUUUUAUAUCAUUUAUUAAUGAACAAAGACGUAAUGAUCAAGAACGUGAAGAAAGAAUUCAUCGAGAACAACGACAACAUCAAUUAGAACUUAUACAACUUAUUAUCAAUCAAGGUCGUUCUCAUACAACAGGUGAAGAAGGUAUUUAUCCAUUAAAAAAUUUAAGAAAAACAUCUGAAACAGAUGCAUGGACUUUACAAAAAUCAGCAUCAUUAAUAAAUGAAAAUUCUUCAACAAAUCCAAUGGAUCUUUCAGAAAUUAAUACGUCAUCGUCAAAUGAUGAAAAAACUUCUAAUAAAUUAACUGAAGUUCGAAAUUUUACAAGAAAACCAAAUAUAAUACCACGAUUACAUACUACAAAUAGUCGAUUAGAUGUAUUAUCACCAACAUCAAAUCCAGGUUUAAUUCGUCUAUUUUGUAUUCGUCAUGGUGAACGAGUUGAUUUUGCAUUUGGUCCAUCUUGGCCCGAAUUAGCAUUUGAUAAAGCUGGAAAUUAUCAUCGAAUAAAUUUAAAUAUGCCAUUAUCUUUACCACGUCGUCGUAAUCCAUUUCGUGAUUUUAUUGCUGAUUCUCCUAUUACUGAAAUUGGUACAAGUCAAGCUCGAUUAACUGGUGAAGCAUUAGCUGCAAAUGAUUCUCUUGCACAAUAUUGUUAUUCAUCACCAUCACUUCGAUGUAUUCAAACAGCACAUUAUAUUCUUCAAGGUAUGGGAGUUGAAGAUCGAGUAAAAAUUCGUGUUGAACCUGGUUUAUUUGAAUUUUUGGGUUGGUAUGAGCGUGGUUUGCCAUCAUUUUUUAAUCCAUCUGAUAUGAGUAUUAAUGACGAAGAAGAAAGCAAUUUAUUUAACAUUGAUAAAAAUUAUCGACCAAUUAUUUCAUUAGAAAAAUUAUCUCGAGAUGAAAAAUAUACUGAUUAUUAUAAUCGGUCAUUUAAAGUUACACAACAAAUAACUGAUAAACAUAAAUUGACUGGUGCUAAUAUAUUUUUUGUUGGUCAUGCCGCAACACUGGAAGUUUGCACACGUCAAUUAUGUUCAUUUCCACCUCGUUCUUAUUCAGAUUUUAAUAGUGUUAUUAGAAAAGUUUCGUAUUUAGGUUUACAACUAUGUGAAAGAAAUCCAUCCGAUGGACAAUGGACAUUGAAAACACCACCUAUACCGUCAUUACAACAUGCAAAUAACGUUUCAUAUGAUUGGCAAACAAUGAAAUAA